This is a messenger RNA of Camelina sativa (false flax), 1159 nucleotides long. Its product is annotated as transcription initiation factor TFIID subunit 11. Gene Ontology annotation, molecular function: RNA polymerase II general transcription initiation factor activity; protein heterodimerization activity. Gene Ontology annotation, biological process: transcription initiation at RNA polymerase II promoter; RNA polymerase II preinitiation complex assembly. Gene Ontology annotation, cellular component: nucleus; transcription factor TFIID complex. The record is from RefSeq and is a predicted model, not a curated record. NCBI's taxonomy places the organism in Eukaryota, Viridiplantae, Streptophyta, Magnoliopsida, Brassicales, Brassicaceae.
ACAACACUCAUAUAGAAACCACACGAAAACUUGAAAUUGAAACCGCCGUGUAGAGAGAGAUUUUGUGUUUCCUGAAGAAGCUGGAUCUGAGUUUCUUCUCCUAAAAAAAUUUCUCGAAGGUUCGUCAAUCAUCUUCGCUAUCUAUUGGCGUUACAAGUUUAAGGAGGAAUGAAACAUUCCAAGGAUCCAUUUGAAGCAGCAAUUGAGGAGGAGCAAGAGGAAUCUGCGCCGGAAUCACCCGUUGGCGGCGGCGGAGGAGGAGGAGGAGGAGGCGAUGGUAGUGAAGAAGGACGAACUGAAAUCGAUCAGACACAGGAGGAGGAUGAGAGACCUGUAGAUGUUCGCCGUCCGGCAAAGAAGUCUAAAACCUCCGUUGCUGUGGCCGAAGCGAGGAACAAAGAUGACGAUGAAGAAGAAGAGGAAGAGAAUAUGGAAGUUGAGCUUACUAAAUACCCAACUUGUGCUGACCCUGCUAAGAUGGCUAAAAUGCAAACCAUUUUAUCGCAAUUCACAGAGGAUCAGAUGAGUAGAUAUGAAUCUUUUAGGAGAUCUGCACUUCAAAGACCACAGAUGAAGAAGCUGUUGAUAGGUGUCACAGGGAGUCAGAAGAUUGGUAUGCCAAUGAUUAUUGUUGUCUGUGGUAUAGCGAAGAUGUUCGUUGGUGAACUCGUUGAAACAGCUCGAGUUGUUAUGGCGGAAAGGAAAGAAUCAGGACCUAUAAGACCUUGUCAUAUCAGGGAGUCCUAUCGUAGACUAAAGCUUGAAGGGAAAGUGCCUAAAAGAUCAGUUCCUCGGCUCUUCCGCUAGUCAGAACUAGAGACGAAUAGACAACUUUUUCUUGGCUACAGACUCGGAAGUUCACAUAUGUUUGUUUAGGGAGUUUAUAAGCUGGCGAGAUCUAUCUACCUAUCAAUCCCAUUAUGAAGAAGACUGCUUUAGCUUCUCUUGUGGAUUAUAAUUGUUCAUUGAUCUUUUGGAAUGUUGUGGUAACUUUUUCUUUGGAUGCAAGAUCAUGAAUCUUGGAAUACCUAGAAAUUGGUAUGUUGUUUGGUAUAGUAGUACUAGUUUUGGUUAUAAGCUUUUGGCUAACUAAAAAGUUGGUGUCUGUUUCAGAUUUGUUUUGGCAUCCAAAAGAAUUUAGGUUUUGUCAGUUACAACA